Molecule: messenger RNA, 3542 nt
Organism: Rhinichthys klamathensis goyatoka
Lineage: Eukaryota; Metazoa; Chordata; Actinopteri; Cypriniformes; Leuciscidae
Gene: slc4a5a
Product: solute carrier family 4 member 5a
Exons: 26
Coding region: 81-3542 (1153 amino acids)
Biological process (GO): monoatomic anion transport; bicarbonate transport; regulation of intracellular pH
Cellular component (GO): plasma membrane
Molecular function (GO): monoatomic anion transmembrane transporter activity; sodium:bicarbonate symporter activity; solute:inorganic anion antiporter activity
Source: RefSeq, a predicted model, not a curated record
GAAUUGCGACCAGUUCAAAAUGUUUUGCACAGGAUUUGGUGAAGAGAAACUCUCCCUUACAGAGUGUAUAGUCUCAGUAAAUGAACAGAUGUGAACAUGAGAGUGCACAGAUGGACCAUGAUCGAGGCAUGGGAAACAGUCGUUACCGCUAUGAUGAGGAGGAGGAGGAUCAUCAAUCCAUCUACAUUGGUGUUCCAGUCCCCCGCGGUUACCGUCGCAAACGCAGGCGGAGACGGUCGUCCAUGUCGAGUCACGAUGCAGAUGUAGAACGAAGACUUCGGCACGACCAUCACAGACAAGAACACUAUGAUUGUGAUGACAGAGACCGAUACGAUCUAGAGGCGGCAAACCUGGAUAAUCCAGAACUCAGCCUGCCACCAGACAUCAACAGAACCAUGUCCCCUGCAGCAGAACGACUGCGCUACAUUUUAGGGGAUGAGGAGGAGGCCAUGCCCACACCCACUCUCUUCACUGAGAUGGACACGCUGCAACACGAGGGAGACGAGCUGGAGUGGAAAGAAUCAGCAAGGUGGGUGAAGUUUGAGGAAAAGGUCGAGGAGGGUGGGGAGAGAUGGAGCAAACCCCACGUUUCCACGCUCUCCCUGCACAGCCUGUUUGAACUGCGGACAUGCCUACAGACAGGCACCGUGCUGCUGGACCUGGAGGGAUAUUCACUCCCACAGAUAGUUGAUGACAUCAUCGAACGUCAGAUAGAGGAAGGGUUGAUCAGUCCUGAUCUGAGAGAUAAAAUCAGCUUUGUUUUGUUGAGAAAGCACAGACACCAGACAAAGAAGCCAAUCCAUCGCUCCCUUGCGGAUCUGGGCAAGUCUGGCUCUGGAGGACCCACUCGGAGCCCAGCCCGAACUCCUGCCACUGGAGCAAAUUUUAAUCGCUCUACAGAAGAUCUGCGUAGCAAGCAAGCAAACUAUGGCCGACUACGCCACGCUCAAAGCAGGAGCAUGAAUGACAUUGCAGACUCACCAAGCACAGACCAGCUGAAGAACAAGUUCAUGAAGAAAAUUCCAAGAGAUGCAGAGGCAUCCAAUGUUCUGGUGGGAGAAGUGGACUUCUUAGAUAAACCCUUUGUUGCCUUCGUUCGGCUGUCUCAGGCCACUACUCUUGGGGGUCUGACGGAAGUCCCAGUGCCCACCAGAUUCUUGUUUGUGCUACUUGGGCCUCCUGGUAAAGCCAAAUCUUACAAUGAAAUUGGACGGGCCAUUGCCACUCUCAUGGUGGAUGAUCUCUUCAGUGAUGUAGCAUAUAAAGCCAGGGACCGGGAGGAUCUGAUUGCUGGAAUUGAUGAGUUCCUGGACGAGGUGAUUGUACUUCCACCUGGAGAAUGGGACCCCAAAAUUCGCAUAGAACCCCCCAAAAAAAUUCCCUCAGCAGACAAAAGGAAGUCUGUGUUUUCCCUCAAUGAGCUGGGUCAGAUGAACGGGACAGCAGGCGGCGGAGGGCCUGCUGGCGAGGAUGAGGAAAUGCCUGUUCCACAUGAACUUGGCGAAGAAUUGGCAUUUACGGGGAGGUUCUGUGGUGGCCUUUUCCUUGACAUCAAGAGGAAGAUGCCCUGGUACCCGCGCGACUUUUAUGAAGGCAUCCACAUUCAGUCCAUCUCUGCGGUACUCUUCAUCUACCUGGGCUGCAUAACCAAUGCAAUCACCUUUGGGGGGCUUCUAGGGGAUGCCACAGACAAUUACCAGGGUGUGAUGGAGAGUUUUUUGGGCACCGCUCUAGCUGGAACGGUAUUCUGCUUGUUUAGCGGUCAACCUCUCAUUAUUCUCAGCUCAACAGGCCCCAUCCUCAUCUUUGAGAAACUGCUUUAUGAAUUCAGCAAGAAUAAUGGGAUUGAUUACAUGGAGCUUAGGCUGUGGAUCGGAAUGCACUCCUGCGUGCAGUGUUUGCUCCUGGUCGUCACGGAUGCCAGUUACAUCAUAAAGUACAUGACGCGCUUCACAGAGGAAGGCUUCUCCAGCCUCAUCUCUUUCAUCUUCAUCUCUGAUGCCAUCAAGAAAAUGGUGGGAUCCUUUAAAUACUAUCCCAUCAACACUGACUUCAAACCGGACUACGUUACGGCCUACAAGUGCGAGUGUGUGGCGCCAGAUCCGAUGGCACCAAUGAUCUUCGAUGUUGUAGUCCCAGUGCCAGAUAAUUCCUCUGCUCUCUUUGGUUUAAACGUAACAGCUCUGGACUGGACUCAGUUGAGUAAGAAGGAAUGUGUGAAAUAUGGGGGCUCACUGGUGGGAAAAACCUGCAAGUAUGUUCCAGAUCUUGCUCUCAUGUCCUUCAUUUUGUUCUUCGGGACCUACACUAUGACUGUCACUCUGAAGAAGUUUAAAUUCAGUCGCUACUUUCCCACAAAGCUGAGGAAGUUAAUUAGUGACUUCUCCAUCUUCAUGUCCAUCAUGACGUUUGUGGGGCUGGACAUGCUUAUAGGUUUGAAAACACCCAAACUCAUUGUGCCCACAGAGUUCAAGCCCACACGCCCUGACCGGGGUUGGUUUGUGAUGCCAUUCGGAAAGAAUCCGUGGUGGGUUUACCUGGCAAGCUCCGUCCCUGCUCUCCUCGUAACUAUCCUCAUCUUCAUGGAUCAGCAGAUCAGUGCUGUCAUUGUAAACCGCAAGGAAAAUAAGUUAAAGAAAGGUUGUGGGUAUCACCUGGAUCUACUGUGGGUGGGCAUUCUGAUGGCAGCCUGCUCUUUUAUGGGCCUGCCGUGGUACGUGGCAGCCACUGUCAUAUCCAUCGCUCACAUUGACUCGCUGAAGAUGGAGAGCGAGUCUAGUGCUCCAGGGGAACAGCCACAGUUCCUGGGUGUGAGAGAACAAAGACUGACAGGAAUCCUGGUGUUUGUGAUGACAGGAGUGUCUAUCUUCUUAGCGCCCAUUCUGCAAUUCAUUCCUAUGCCAGUCUUGUAUGGAGUGUUCCUCUACAUGGGUGUUGCUUCUCUCAGUGGCAUCCAAUUCUGGGAUAGGAUCAAACUGAUCAUGAUGCCAGCAAAACACCAGCCAGACUUUUCAUACCUGCGUCAUGUGCCGCUGAGGAGAGUCCACCUGUUCACACUGGUGCAGAUUGUGUGCUUAGCUGUUCUCUGGGUCCUCAAAUCCACAUUCCUCGCUAUCAUCUUCCCGGUCAUGAUUCUUGGUCUCAUGGUGGUACGAAAGAUGUUGGACAUGGUCUUUUCUCAACACGAUCUGGCAUGGGUGGACGACAUCCUGCCUGGGAAGGAAAAGAAGAAAAAGGAUGAGGACAAAAAGAACACCAAGAAGGACAAAAAGAAAGGCAAAGCAGGGGAUGUCGGUGAAGAAGAAGACAAGUACCAACCUUAUACAAACUGCUCCCCCAGUGAUUCAGACUUGGAUCGCAGCAUCACUCUGCACCUGAAGAUCUCCUGUCCAUCGUCCCCGUCGAUGCCACUGGCCAGAGGGAUGUCUUGCCCCGUGCCCCAGGUGAAGAUUGAGAUGGAGUCCGACUAUGAAGAUGCAGAUAUUAACCCUAGAGGCAGACACAGGGAUCACAGGGACAUGAGCAGCGAAACAACACUAUAA